AACACUUCACGGAUCUUGAUUACGGAUUAAUGGGUCGAACUUCCGAACCCGGUUACUUCAUUUUGAUAAACUUAGGGUUUCUUCCCUGUCCUAUAUAAAUAUAGAGCCUAACGCAAAACCCUAGUUGUGAGUUGCAGGAAGAAGGAGCAAAUGGCGACUGUUCCAGGGCAACUUGUGUGGGAGAUCGUGAAGAAGAACAACUCUUUCUUAGUGAAACAGUUCGGAAGAGGGACUCAGAGCGUCGAAUUCAGCAGAGAGUCCAACAAUCUCUACAACCUCAAUUCGUUCAAAUUCUCUGGUUUGGCAAACAAGAAAACUGUUACCGUUCAGCCUGCUGGUAAGGAUCUAUCUGUUUUGUUGGCUACAACAAAGACAAAGAAGCAGAACAAGCCUGCUUCAUUGCUCCACAAAUCUGUGAUGAAGAAGGAGUUCCGUAGGAUGGCAAAGGCUGUUGAAAAUCAGGUUGCGGAUAAUUACUACAGGCCUGAUCUUAAGAAGGCCGCCCUUGCAAGGUUGAGUGCUGUUAACAGAAGCCUCAAAGUUGCCAAGUCUGGUGUCAAGAAGAGGAACAGACAGGCCGUGAAGAUCUCUGGUAGGAAGUGAAAGGGAAUUGAGACCGAGUUAACUUGCAUUCAACCCUCGUUUUUGCCCUCUUUUUGUGAUUUUAGAACUCCUGUCUAAAUUUCCUGAGUUGUUUUUGAAUAUGCAAUUAUUUAUGAAGUACUCAAUGUGAACUCGAACCAGUAUUUCAUAGCUUUCACCUUUAA
Molecule: messenger RNA, 767 nt
Organism: Vigna angularis (adzuki bean)
Lineage: Eukaryota; Viridiplantae; Streptophyta; Magnoliopsida; Fabales; Fabaceae
Product: 60S ribosomal protein L28-2
Exons: 3
Coding region: 151-603 (150 amino acids)
Biological process (GO): translation
Cellular component (GO): ribosome; cytosolic large ribosomal subunit
Molecular function (GO): structural constituent of ribosome
Source: RefSeq, a predicted model, not a curated record